UGACACACUGACAGCAGCUGCGGGUUACAUGGAAUGUCCUAGAAGAAGCUGAUUAAACGGAUAAAUGUUCCUGACCAGCUGAAAACACACCGAGCUCCGAGUCUGCACAAUGUUUGUGUAGCUAGUGCAUGAAAAGCAGUCUGUGGCUUUUAUUUACUGGACACCCUGGAUACUUUUCAUUAGAAGUUAUAAUAGGAGAGAAUCUGUUUUGAUGAUGGCGUUUGCCAUGCUGCGGCCGAUGGCGACUCACCUCGCGUACCCGGACCACAGCAUGCUGUCUGAGGACGAGGAGACGCGCAGUGAGAGCGACGGCAGCUCGGAGCAGAGCUACGGCUGCUGUGCGGAGAAGCGGCGGCGCAUGGUGCGCAAACCGGCCGUCAGCAGCGUGCUCAUCGUCAAACAGAGGAACGCGGCUAACGCGCGGGAACGCGACCGCACACAGAGCGUCAACACCGCCUUCACGGCAUUACGGACUCUCAUACCCACGGAGCCGGUGGACAGGAAGCUCUCCAAGAUCGAGACCCUGCGCCUUGCGUCCAGCUACAUCUCCCACCUGGCCAACGUGCUGCUCAUAGGGGACGGCGGCGAGGACGCGCAGCCGUGUUUAAGCGCCGUUUGCAGCGCGCAGGGAGAAACCGGAGGCAAACAACCACGCACCAUCUGCACCUUCUGCCUCAGCAACCAGAGAAAAGGGGUAAAAGACAGUAAAGAUUGUCUCAGGAUGAGGGGAAUCAGUUCCCUGCGCAUGAGCCGACGGUAGCUGGUAGAGCUGAAGGUGGCCAAACUCAGGGAGCAUGAAUAAAAAAUGAGAGAGAGAGAAAAGAGAAGAAGGAGAGAGAGAGAGAGAGAGAGAGAGGCGCACGAGGAGAGGCGCACUGAGAGCUUGCGCUGGAGCACGCAGAGACUCAAGGACUCGUAAGAGAUUCAAAAGACAGCUCUUUAUUGAUUUCUUUCAUGUAUUUGAACAUUUUAAUGCAGUGCAUAAACCUUUUUUUUGUUGUUGUUCUAAAGAGAAUUUAUAGAUUUUUCUACAAAUAUUGUGUGAAUCUCACAAUGAAUAAAAUAUAUUUUUGAUCAGA
This is a messenger RNA of Ictalurus punctatus (channel catfish), 1079 nucleotides long. It is a transcript of the gene tcf15, whose product is annotated as transcription factor 15. The record is from RefSeq and is a predicted model, not a curated record. Gene Ontology annotation, biological process: regulation of transcription by RNA polymerase II; developmental process. Gene Ontology annotation, molecular function: RNA polymerase II transcription regulatory region sequence-specific DNA binding; protein dimerization activity; DNA-binding transcription factor activity, RNA polymerase II-specific. The transcript is spliced from 2 exons. Bases 212 to 760 code for a protein of 182 amino acids. Lineage: Eukaryota; Metazoa; Chordata; Actinopteri; Siluriformes; Ictaluridae.